Molecule: messenger RNA, 2245 nt
Organism: Hevea brasiliensis (rubber tree)
Lineage: Eukaryota; Viridiplantae; Streptophyta; Magnoliopsida; Malpighiales; Euphorbiaceae
Exons: 8
Coding region: 337-1959 (540 amino acids)
Source: RefSeq, a predicted model, not a curated record
AGGAAUUUAAAAAUUUGCAUUUCCCGGCAAACCUCGCUGCAAUUGGAGAAGAAAACGAUUCGUUCCACAUCGUCUUCCAUCUUGCUCCAUCCAAUCUCACGGUCAAAUUCUCUUUCUGCUCUCUCUUGGUAGAAACUGCAGAUACCAGAAGCUUAAAUUCAUUUUAAGGCUUUUUUUCUUUAAACCAUUUGUUACUUUUCUCAGUAAAAACUCGGUGGAUUUCAAAAUUCUAAGAAUAUAAUUUGAAUUGGUGUAGCGAUUCAAGUGUGUGUGCGGAAUCUGGGAUCUUUCUAUUGGUUAGGGUUUGACUCUGAGCUUCCACGAUUGAUUUGAUAUAUGGAUUGUCCCAUUAGAGGUAUGGAAACUGUGGUAGCAACUGUUAGUGGCUACCAUGGGUUGGAGCGGUUCAACCUCAUCAAGCUGAUAUCUCAGGCUGGUGCCAGUUAUGUGGGUGCGAUGUCAAGAUCUAAUACACAUUUGGUGUGUUGGAAAUUUGAGGGAAGGAAAUAUGAUCUUGCCAAGAAGUUUAAAACAAUUAUAGUUAACCAUCAGUGGGUGGAAGAUUGCAUAAAGCAAGGGAAGCGUGUUCCAGAGCAACCCUACAUGCUGCAAAGUGGAAAAGAAGUGGGGCCUUUAUUGCUGGAGGUCCCAAUUCCUGACAAGGUUGGAUUCUUGAACGAAAACCCUAAAGCACUGGCUGACAAAUCCAAUAAUUCUGAAGGCUAUGAAAGACUACUAACUGGUAUGGUCUGUGGAAAUUCUGGCCUUGCGACUUGGACCAGUUCUUUUUUGUUGGAUGAGAAUUUUUUUCCCGAGGUCAAUAAAAAGAACAUUAGUGCAUCUAAAUCAAAGCCAAAUCAGGUAAACAAAUCUUCAAAGCAGGAACGCAGGUCAAGUGGUAGAUACUGUUUUCAGGACCCUCCUUUAUCUGGUUUAGUUACAUUGGAGCAUGAAGGGCCUGUGAGAGAGAAAGGGAGGAUUUCGGGGCAUGAGAGGCCAAAUACUUGUUCUGACAAGCAACUAAUGAGGGGAAAAAGGAAGAUUUCUGAUAAUAUUGGAAGCACUUCUUUGGCUGAACCUUCUCGAAUUGGACGGAGGCUUGUGAAGAAAAAUGUUAGCAGAUACAACAUGGAGAUUGUGUCUUUGGAUUCUGAUCAAGAGCUCUCUCCAGUGGGACUUCAAAACAAGAACAGUAAAACUGCACCUCCAUCUGAAAAUGAAUAUUGUGAAAGGAGUGUUAAUACAUUUGAAACUGGAAGAACAUCUGAUGCUGCCUUGAAUAACAGCAGGGCUUCUGCAUUUGAAUUUUCUAAUGAUAUUGCAGUGAUAAGAGAUUGGAAUCAUCUACCUUCCAAGGAUUCACAUUCACAUACUGAGGAGGCACAGACUGCAGUAGAAAGAUCAGAUGAUUUUCCUGCCAUUGAGAACUUUGAUGGAAAGAACAAGGAUGUGAGUCACUCUGAAUCCAUUACCAGAUUACCUACUUCAAUGGAAUUAUCAUGUGUUAUCUGUUGGACAGAAUUUAGCUCAACGAGGGGUGUUUUGCCAUGUGGACAUCGAUUUUGUUAUUCAUGUAUCCAAAACUGGGCUGAUCAUUUGAUUUCAAGUGGAAAAAUUUCAAGAUGUCCUUUGUGCAAGGGUAGUUUUGUAAGCAUAACUAAAUUUGAGGAUGUGGCCACUUCUGAUCAGAAAAUUUACUCUCAAACUAUUCCUUGUGCCUCCUCAACAACAGAUAUUUUCUUAUUAAAUGAUCAAGAAGGAGGCAGAUUUGGUGCUGAGCAGUCUUCAUUAGCAUCAGUUUGUGGUGAAUGCUGUUGCCGGGAACCUGAGGAUCUCCUAAUUACUUGUCAUUGCUGCCAGAUUCGAUGUAUUCAUAUAUACUGCCUGGACCCUCCUCUGUUACCAUGGACCUGCAUUCACUGUAAGGAUCUCCAAAGGCUCUAUUAUCAAGCCAGAUAAUAUGUUUCUCAGGAGUACAUUGCUUACGCAGCAAGGAUCUUCAUAUCUUAUACUCGUAGGAUUUUAGCUUCAGUGCUGCUCAUGCAGUUUUGAUCCGUGUAAAUCACUGAAUAAAAGGUUAUGCUUUUCCUUCUUUCAACAGUCAUUGCUAGUAUCAGCAGUUGAAACUGCUCAUAGUCAUUAACCGAACAACAUUUGGCACAUCAACUAAUAGUGCCUCUUAUCAUUACACCCAUUAUUGUCUUCAAAAUCUCAGUUAUUACUUGAUUAUGACAAUAUUCUCUUA